Messenger RNA from Raphanus sativus (radish), 1239 nucleotides. Its product is annotated as mitochondrial succinate-fumarate transporter 1. Gene Ontology annotation, biological process: succinate transport; fumarate transport. Lineage: Eukaryota; Viridiplantae; Streptophyta; Magnoliopsida; Brassicales; Brassicaceae. Bases 168 to 1103 code for a protein of 311 amino acids. The record is from RefSeq and is a predicted model, not a curated record. The transcript is spliced from 2 exons.
GAUUUUGCUAAUUGUCGAUUAAAUUUUAUUCAUAAAAUAAAGAGGAGUUGUGUAAAAUAAGGAGGGAUAGCAGAGGCGAAUGAAGUAAAAAGAGAUAAAGCAUAUAACUCAACGUAAACCACUCUCUCUUUUGAUUCUUCUCUGCCUGCCGAGGAGAAGAUCUAGAGAUGGCGGCGAGGAAGGAUUCGAAAAGCCAGGCGACGAUUCCGCCGUACAUGAAGGCAAUCUCGGGUUCACUCGGCGGAGUGGUCGAGGCGUGCUGUCUCCAGCCCAUCGACGUCAUCAAGACGCGUCUCCAGCUAGAUCGCGGCGGCGCCUACAAGGGAAUCGCGCACUGCGGCUCCACGGUGGUUCGAACCGAAGGCGUGCGCGCACUGUGGAAAGGAUUGACGCCGUUCGCGACUCACCUGACGCUGAAAUACACGCUGCGGAUGGGAUCAAACGCAAUGUUCCAAACAGUGUUCAAGGAUAAAGAGACGGGAAAGGUGAGCAACCAUGGCCGUUUGCUCUCCGGAUUUGGCGCCGGUGUUCUCGAAGCCCUCGCCAUUGUCACACCCUUCGAGGUUGUGAAGAUUAGACUUCAGCAACAGAAAGGAUUAAGUCCCGAUCUUUUCAAAUACAAAGGUCCCAUUCACUGUGCUCGAACCAUCGUCAGAGAAGAAUCCUUUUUGGGUCUUUGGUCUGGUGCUGCCCCCACCGUUAUGCGUAACGGCACCAACCAAGCUGUCAUGUUCACUGCCAAAAACUCCUUUGACGUCCUCUUGUGGAACAAACACGAAGGCGACGGUAAAUCCUUGCACCCUUGGCAAUCCAUGAUCUCAGGUUUCUUAGCUGGAACCGCUGGUCCCUUCUGCACUGGGCCGUUUGAUGUUGUCAAGACCAGGUUGAUGGCUCAGACCAGAGACGGUGAAGGUGGGCUGAAAUACAAAGGUAUGGUGCAUGCCAUUAGGACGAUUUAUGCGGAGGAAGGAUUAGUGGCUCUAUGGAGAGGAUUGUUACCGAGGCUGAUGAGGAUCCCUCCAGGACAAGCCAUUAUGUGGGCAGUUGCUGAUCAGGUCACUGGUCUUUAUGAGAAGAGAUAUCUCCUUAACGCACCUUUAUAGAGAGAGAGUGACAGACUUUUGUUUCUUUUCAUGUCAUGGUUUCUUGUUGGUUUAUUUUUGCGAGGAAUGGGAAAAUCCAAAUUCAAUUCUCCCCCAAAGACACUUUUGAUAAUAACGAAACACAUUUUUUUUCUUA